This is a messenger RNA of Pseudophryne corroboree (corroboree frog), 2948 nucleotides long. RefSeq names its product E3 ubiquitin/ISG15 ligase TRIM25-like. Gene Ontology annotation, molecular function: zinc ion binding; protein binding. The transcript is spliced from 2 exons. Lineage: Eukaryota; Metazoa; Chordata; Amphibia; Anura; Myobatrachidae. The coding region runs from base 145 to 1710 and encodes 521 amino acids. The record is from RefSeq and is a predicted model, not a curated record.
CCAGAGACUUAGCGCAGUUGCCCUUCUCUUUCAGACGGAAGGGCAGCCGACGGAGAGCGAGAGAUCCGGGAUCGCCACUGACCCGAAGACGGAAGAGCAGCCGACGGAGAGCGAGAGAUCUGGGAUCAUCACUGAUCCGAAGCGAUGGCGUCUGCUGAUCUGAGACGGGAGCUGGACUGUUCCAUCUGCCUGAGCAUUUAUACAGAUCCUGUAACCCUGAGAUGUGGCCACAACUUCUGCCGGGUCUGUAUUGAUCGUGUGCUGGAUACACAGGAGGCGUCUGGAGCUUAUACCUGUCCUUACUGCAGAGCAGAGUGUCAGGAGCGUCCUGCACUGAUACAGAACAUUCCUCUGUGUAACAUAGUGGGGAGUUUUCUAUCUACUUGGCCAGAUCAGGAGGAGACUGGGAUCUUCUGCACUUACUGUGUGGACUCUCCUGUACCUGCUGCUAAAUCCUGUCUGCUGUGUGAGGCUUCUCUAUGUGAUAAACACCUGAGAGUACACAGCAAGUCAGCAAAACAUGUCUUAUGUGAUCCCACCACUGCCCUGGGGAACAGGAAAUGCUCCGUCCAUAAGAAGGUCCUGGAGUAUUACUGCACUGAGGAUGCUGCCUGUAUCUGUGUGUACUGUUCAGCUGGAGAACAUCGGGGAUACCUUGUUGAGUCACUGCAUGAGGCUUCUGAGAAGAAGAAGGAGAAGCUGAGAGAUGUUCUGCAGAAACUGAACACAAAGAGAGAGGAGACUGAGAAAAGAGUCCAAAGUCUGCAGGAGCGCAGAAGAGAAGAUCAGGGAAAAGCACCUGGUAUAACAGAAAGAGUUACUGCCCUGUUUAGAGACAUCAGGAGACAGCUGGAAGACCUGGAGAAGAGAGUGCUGAGUGAGAUCUCCAGGCAGGAACAGCGCGUUUCACUCUCAGUCUCUGAUCUGAUCCAGCAGUUGGAAAUAAAGAAGGACGAGCUGUCCUGGAAGAUGCGUCACAUUGAAGAGCUGUGUAACAUGUCUGAUCCAGUGACUAUCUUACAGGAACCAGAUACAGGGGACUUGUGUGAUACUGAGGAAACAGAGACACAUGAUAUCCAGGUCCGUGGUGCAGGAGAUCUGGAUGUGGGUCUCAUCUCAGGGACAUUACUCACAUUGUCUGACAUAAUUAGAGAUAUAAAUACAGGGGUCUAUGUGCAGGAAGCUACAGACAUGUUACUGAAUGUAACCACAGCUAGUAAUGAUAUACAUCUAUCAGGUGACUGGAAAACUGCAUCCAGGUCACGUAUAAACCAGAAUCGCCCAGUAACACCAGAGAGAUUUCAGCUUGCUCAGGUAAUAAGCACCAGGGUAUUCUCCUCAGGGCGACAUUACUGGGAGGUGGAUGUCAGUAAAUCAGAGUGGUGGAGGGUGGGGAUGUGUUAUCCCAGUAUGGGCAGGAGAGGAGAUCAGUCAUACAUUGGGGAGAAUAACAAGUCCUGGUGUUUGCGUCGGUAUAAUAAUCAGUACUCAGUGAGACAUGACAGUACAGAGAUCCAGUUACCUGACAAUAUCCCCUGUGACAGAAUGAGGGUGUAUCUGGAUUAUGAGGCAGGACAGAUGUCCUUUUAUUCUCUGUGUGACCCCAUCAGACACUUACACACCUACACUGCCACCUUCACUGAGCCCCUCCAUGCUGCGUUAUGUGUAUCAGACAGGUGUAUAACUAUAUCUGGGGGAGUCAGGAGCUGAGAAAAAUUACUAAAACAAUUCUGACCAGAGACUGGUAACAUCACAGGGAGGGGAAUAUGAUUUUUAUUGUAAAAUUUGACCUUUAAUGGGCAAGGACACUAAGGGGCUUCUCUUAUUGUAUAUUUUAUUGCAUACACACGGUUGAGUCACAUUAUUAUGACCACCAGCUAAUAGCCAGAGUAACCGCCGUGUGCAGCGCGGACAGCAGCUAGACGGCUGAAUUGUCAUGUUAGACACACGUCUGGUAGCCCCCAGGGUCAUUGUGAUGGUGAUUUGCUCCACUGUAGCGUUUCGGUCGGCUCUCACGCACCUUCGUAGCCGACGUUCACCUCUCACAUCAAUGGCACGUGGUGCUCCACAGUUUCCACAUCGGUUAUUCGCAAUGGUGCCAUUUGUCCAGUCAUGAUACAUCUUCACUGCAGCAGCACGCGGACUGGUCACACACUGCGCUGUGUUAGAGAUACUGCCCCUCGUGGCCCGAAAGCCGAUAAUCAUUCCGUUCUGCAACUCGGAUAAAUCGCCCCUUUUACCCAUGACAGUAUUGAGUGAUAUGUGUGCAGACGACUUAUCGCCCCCCUUAUAUACCCACCAAGCCAGCACACACCUUAUAUACCCACCAAGCCAGCGCACACCUUAUAUACACACCAAGCCAGCACACAUCUUAUAUACCCACCAAGCCAGCGCACACCUUAUACACCCACCAAGCCAGCACACACCUUAUAUACCCACCAAGCCAGCACACGCCUUAUAUACCCACCAAGCCAGCACACAUCUUAUAUACCCACCAAGCCAGCGCACACCUUAUAUACCCACCAAGCCAGCACACAUCUUAUAUACCCACCAAGCCAGCGCACACCUUAUAUACCCACCAAGCCAGCACACAUCUUAUAUACCCACCAAGCCAGCACACACCUUAUAUACCCACCAAGCCAGCACACGCCUUAUAUACCCACCAAGCCAGCACACAUCUUAUAUACCCACCAAGCCAGCGCACACCUUAUAUACCCACCAAGCCAGCACACAUCUUAUAUACCCACCAAGCCAGCGCACACCUUAUAUACCCACCAGGCCAGCGCAUGACACGUGACGUACUUCAUGGGCUACGCGCUGCCGACGUCACAUGUAGGAGGUGGUCAUGAUGAUGUGACUCGACUGUGUAUUAUGCUUUUAUUAUCUGUUCUGCACCCUGAGUCCUAUUGGAGAGAGAGCGCUGUAUAAAUAAAAUGAUCAUUAUUAUA